AUGGCUGCGGCAGCUGUUCGUCUCCCUGAUGCCCAUGGCUCCUUGCCAGCAGAAAAGCACAAGGUCCCGGUCACCGAAGGCCCUCACCAUGUCCAGACCACACUUACUUUCAACUUGGAGAACGAAGACGGUUCCCCCCAAGCCCCAAUUCACAUUGGAAAGCCUGAAACAUACUUUCGGCCAACCAUCGAUGUCCCCGCCACCAUUCAGGAUGUCAGUGGCCAUGAGCUGGACUACAGCUUGGACAGCCAUGGAUUUCAGUACCACUACCAUGAGAGCAAACUGAAGGACAGAGACUUCCUCAACGAAGAGGAGAUCAAAAAUGUCUACUACCCAGAGACAGAACAAUUGCUUAAGGACGUUACCGGGUGUUCUCGGCUCUAUAUUUUCGACCAUACUAUCCGCCGAGCUGCAACAGAUUGGGUUACUGGAGACCAGCCCCGCGGUCCCAUCCAAACCGUCCACAUUGACGCAUCUUACAAGGGUGCUGAGGACCGAGUCCUCUUUCACUUCCCAGACGAGGCACCAGAGCUCCUCAAGAGUCGCUACCAGAUGAUCAGUAUCUGGCGUCCAAUCCGUACGAUCUUGAAGGACCCACUGGCGGUCGCGGAUUCACACUCGACUCCAGAGAGCUGUCUUGUCCCUAUCACGUUCGUUUUUCCAGAACGAGUGAGUGGCGCAUGGAACGUCACGCCGCAUCCGAAUAUGAAAUGGUACUUUCGCUAUAAACAGACUCCCGAUAUGGUGACUUUCAUCAAGCUUUUCGAUUCCAAACUUGAUGGCCGGGCGAGACGGGUACCCCAUGCUGCUUUUGUUGAUCCAUCGACGGCACAUGAGGCACCCAGGGAAAGUAUUGAGUUGAGAGCUUUGGUUUUCCAUCCAGAGGAUCGUGAUUGA
Penicillium pulvis is the source of this 897-nucleotide messenger RNA. Its product is annotated as 7alpha-cephem-methoxylase P8 chain related protein. The transcript is spliced from 2 exons. Gene Ontology annotation, molecular function: oxidoreductase activity. Bases 1 to 897 code for a protein of 298 amino acids. The record is from RefSeq and is a predicted model, not a curated record. NCBI's taxonomy places the organism in Eukaryota, Fungi, Ascomycota, Eurotiomycetes, Eurotiales, Aspergillaceae.